This is a messenger RNA of Oryzias melastigma (Indian medaka), 1895 nucleotides long. RefSeq names its product gastrula zinc finger protein XlCGF57.1. Gene Ontology annotation, cellular component: nucleus. The record is from RefSeq and is a predicted model, not a curated record. The coding region runs from base 294 to 1814 and encodes 506 amino acids. The transcript has 2 exons. NCBI's taxonomy places the organism in Eukaryota, Metazoa, Chordata, Actinopteri, Beloniformes, Adrianichthyidae. Gene Ontology annotation, biological process: regulation of transcription by RNA polymerase II. Gene Ontology annotation, molecular function: RNA polymerase II cis-regulatory region sequence-specific DNA binding; DNA-binding transcription activator activity, RNA polymerase II-specific.
GCAGACUGCUGGAUAUCUGCUGGAAACCACAGCUUCAGCUCCACCACAUAGCCCUCCCCCAGCAUUUGGUGACUGAAGAGGAGGAUUUCUCCAACCAGCAAUGGAAUAUCAGAGUGGAACAGGAGGAUCCAGAACCUCCAUCUUAUAAAGAAGAGACGGAGGAACAAGAACCUCCAGGAAUUGAAGAAGAACAGGGGAUACCAGGACCAUCACUCAUUAAAGAGGAGCCAGAAGACCUUUUCGUCAGUCAGGUUGAGGAGCAGCUUGAGCUGAAGCAGGAGGUUGAUACCCUGAUGGCGAUUCCUGCUUAUGAGGAAAAUGAUCACAGUGAAGCAGAUCUAAACAAUCAGCAGUGCUUUAAUGUAACUGAGAAUCAGGAGGAAAAAGUAAACAAACAUGAAGAACCAACAUCAUCUACAGCUGGAGAAUCAGACCUGCAGAACCCUCAGAGGAAGAAAAGAGAUAGAAGUGUGGAUAGCUCUUGCAUGUCAGCAAGUCAGUGUGACUCUGAUGUUAUAAAACAUCCCAAAGUAGGAACUUUGGUUAAGAAGUGCAAACAAUCUCAAGAAAGCUCAAGAAUAAUUUGUAAUCUGUCUGACUACAUAGCAACUGAGUCUGAUGAAAUAUAUUUCUGUAAAGAAUGUGACAAAGGUUUUAGUCAAAGAUCUUAUUUGACAAAACAUAUGAGAACUCACACAAGAGAAAAGCCUUUUUCUUGUAAAGAAUGUGAAAAAAGUUUUAGUCAAAGCUCAUAUCUCAAAACACACAUGAGAACUCACACAGGAGAAAAGCCCUUUUCUUGUGAAGAAUGUGAAAAAAGUUUUGGUCAGAAAUCUCAUCUCACAUUACACAUGAGAAUUCAUACAGGAGAAAAGCCAUAUUCUUGUAAAGAAUGUGAAAGGAGUUUUACUAAUAUAGCUUAUCUCAGAUCACACAUGACAACUCAUUCGGGAGAGAAGCCUUUUUCUUGUAAAGAAUGUGAAAGAAGUUUUAGUAAUGUAGCUUAUCUCAAAGUACACAUGAGAACUCAUACAGGAGAAAGGCCUUUUUCUUGUCAGGAAUGUGAUUCAAGUUUUAGUCACAAAGGUAGUCUCAUAAUUCACAUGAGAACUCACACAGGAGAAAAGCCUUUUUCUUGUAAAGAAUGUGAUGCAAGAUUUGGGCAAAUGAGUAAUCUCAAAACACACAUGAAAACUCAUACACAAGAAAAGCCUUUUUCUUGUAAAGAGUGUGAUGCAAGUUUUGGUCACACGUCUAGUCUCAAAACACAUAUGAGAACUCACACAGGAGAAAAGCCUUUUACUUGUAAAGAAUGUGAAAAAAGUUUUAAUCAACAAUGCCAUCUCAAAACACAUAUGAAAACUCACACAGAAGAGAAGCCUUUUUCUUGUAAAGAAUGUGGUAAAAGUUUUCGUCGUCUUUAUCACCUCAAAACACACAUGGUAACUCACUCAGAAGAAAAGCCAUAUUCUUGUAAAGAAUGUGAAAGGAGUUUUAGUAAUAUAGCUGGUCUCAAAUCACACAUGAUAACUCAUAAAGGAGAAAAGCCUUUUUUUUGUACAGAAUGUGAAACAAGUUUUCGUCGUGUAUCUAAUCUCAAAUCACACAUGCGAAUUCACACAGGAGAAAAGCCCUUUUCAUGUACAGAAUGUGAUAGAAGUUUCAGACAUGUAAGUAGUCUCAAUGUACAUAUGAGAGAUCAUACAGGAGAGAAGCCCUUUCCUUGUGAAAAAUGUGACGCAAGUUUUAGUCAGGCAUGUAAUCUCAAAAAGCACAUGAGAUCUCAUACAGAAAAAAUGCAUUUUUCUUUUUAAUUAAUGUCAUAAAAAGUCUUAGUAACUAGUCUCAACGGACACAUGAAAACUCACAUGAAUAAAGUAUUUUUUUUCAAUGUA